Molecule: messenger RNA, 1443 nt
Organism: Teleopsis dalmanni
Lineage: Eukaryota; Metazoa; Arthropoda; Insecta; Diptera; Diopsidae
Product: putative serine protease K12H4.7
Exons: 7
Coding region: 1-1443 (480 amino acids)
Biological process (GO): proteolysis
Molecular function (GO): dipeptidyl-peptidase activity; serine-type exopeptidase activity
Source: RefSeq, a predicted model, not a curated record
AUGGCCACUGCAAUACUUUUAAUAUUUUUAGUUAUGCAAGCGAAUGCAGUGCGCAUAAUUAAUCCGAACCGAAGAAUUUUACAAGAACCGCCCCUUCUAUUACCAAAGGACCGCAGUCAACAUGAAGUGAAAGAGCAUUGGCUGGAACAACGGCUUGAUCAUUUCGAUGGGAACAACAAUCAAACAUGGCAAAUGCGUUACUUCCAAAAUGAUAAAUAUUAUGAAGCUGGUGCACCACUCUUCAUAUUUAUUGGUGGCGAAUGGGAAAUCUCGAAAGCCUACUUGCUUACAGGACAUUUCUAUGAUAUCGCUUUGCAACACCACGCAAUGCUUUAUUAUGUGGAACAUCGCUUCUAUGGCAAAAGCAUUCCGGAGAAUGAUACUUCCUUAGAAAACCUAAAAUACCUAAAUAUUAAACAAGCUCUAGCAGAUCUCAAUGUUUUUAUUACAACACAAAAACAAUCCAGAAACAGUAUGACAAAUAGUAAAGUUAUACUAGCAGGUGGUUCCUAUGCCGGAAGUAUUGUGGCUUGGUUUCAGAAAAUAUAUCCUGGUUUAGCAACCGCUGGUUGGGCCUCAAGUGCACCGCUAUUUGCAAAAAUGGAUUUUUAUGAAUAUAUGAUAAUUGCUGGGGAAUCUAUAAAACGAAAAGGUGGCUCAACUUGUUAUAAACGAAUAAAGACAGGCAUGGAAGCUUUAGCUGCACAAUUCAAAUUGAAUGCAAGUGAUGAAAUUAUACAUAAAUUGAUGGUUUGCGAUAACUUUGAUACCAUGAAUCCAUUGGACAUUGAAGCAUUUUUUAAUACUGUCGGCUACUACUUUUCCGAAGUGGUGCAAAGCUAUAGUUCAUAUAUAAAGAGUAUGUGCAAAAAGUUGCUAUCUCAUCAAUCCAAUGAUACAGAGGCAUUAACUACAUUUCUAAGUGAUAUGUUCUGGUUGAGGGAUACGAACAACAAACUAACCAAACCAAUUAAGAUUUUGUCGUAUACCUUCAUAAAUAAUUCUUGUAAUCUAGUGCGGCAAUGGUACUAUCAAACCUGCUCUGAAUUCGGUUGGUAUACCACAACAGCUACAAGGUAUCAUCAUCCUUUCGCUAGUCAAGUGUCGCUUGGCUUUUUCCAGCAACUGUGCCGUGAUGUGUACAACAACUCGUUUACUUCAGAUACCAUCUCUUCGAGCAUAAACCAAACAAAUGCUUAUUUUGGUAACACAAUUAACUGGGCGCUUGCUAACAACUACGAAACCACCUUUUUCACCCACGGCCAAUUGGAUCCGUGGCGUGCAGUUGGAGUGCAGAAUGGCAGCAAUGUCAUCGUUAUUCCAGGCUAUUCUCAUUGCGCCGACCUGGGUUCAAUCAACCUUAAUGACAGUGUGGAAAUGAAUGUGACCAAAUUGAAAGUAGCUCAUUUUCUGAACCGUGCAUUGCGUACUCCUGAAAAUUAA